Messenger RNA from Tuber aestivum (summer truffle), 1076 nucleotides. The record is from the annotation of a GenBank genome assembly. NCBI's taxonomy places the organism in Eukaryota, Fungi, Ascomycota, Pezizomycetes, Pezizales, Tuberaceae.
ACCCACCACCUCAUUCCGCUGACGAACUACCCAAGCCGUCCACCUCCGCAACCCCUGACGAACAAAGGAGUUAUUUUCCCUCCGUAAAUCUACCAUAAAACCCCUUUCUGUGCUCGUGGUUCUUUCUCCACUACCCACUACACCCAUCAUCUCGGACCAGCGACCGAACCCUCCUCCCUUCUCCCGCAAAGUUUCAAAAUGGGCCUCUUUUCCGUCAUUCUCUUGAUCGUGAUCACCAUCAUCGUUCGUCCCCACCCCCCUUCUCCCCUCUUCCCCCUCUACUAGUGAGGGGCUGGCUAACCCGACCAGUUCCCGCCCCUCGGAGUCUUUGCCGUCGCAGGGUGCGGUGCCGACCUUCUUAUAAACAUCUGCCUGACCAUUCUGGGCUAUCUUCCUGGACACGUAAGUUCCAACGAGCUCUAGGUAUGCAGGUAUUGAUGAUGAAUAGUUGCAUGCGUUCUACAUCGAAUACGUCUACUACGAACGUAAAGAACAGGCGGUGGCGGGGCGUAUGGCCAGUGAGAGGGCUCCCGGGAUUUACUCGGAGAGGGUGCAGGGGACGGUGUAUGGGACUGCAUCGAGUGCUUAGGGGGUGAAGGGAUGAGGCAAAAAAAGGGGGAGGGACUAUAUCUUCGUUUAGGCGUCGGAUUAUGGGGUUAAAUGAGCCUUCUUGCAAGGGGAUGGAUUGAUGGAUGAAUGGAUUGAAUGUUUGCUUGGAUUGGGUGAUUGCGUUUGCGCACGGGUGGGAUGGGUGCCUUUUAGCGACUGGAAGUUGAAUCAUGAUUUUUUUAUCCCCGAAAAUCAACGGGCUUUAUGCGGCGGUGACUGUACCCCCAUCACUCCGCGGCUGAGGCGCUAGUGGGUGCCUGAUCCUGCAGUAAUCUUACCAUGCUUAGCCUACCGUGCUGGCCCGCGGAACUUUGACCGCCUACUAGGGGGAUGUACGAUCUCGGUGCAAAAAAGAGGUUAACCCCCCAUGUUAAAUCUUUUGGGCUCGUAUUGUAGGAUUUGUUCCGACGACAAUAUUAUAUAUAUAAUAUUAUAUAUACGCAUAUAUAUCCAUAAAUCCAAUCCCC